This is a messenger RNA of Lampris incognitus (smalleye Pacific opah), 11460 nucleotides long. It is a transcript of the gene fryl, whose product is annotated as furry homolog, like. The transcript is spliced from 62 exons. Gene Ontology annotation, cellular component: cell cortex; site of polarized growth. Gene Ontology annotation, biological process: neuron projection development; cell morphogenesis. The record is from RefSeq and is a predicted model, not a curated record. Bases 594 to 10013 code for a protein of 3139 amino acids. NCBI's taxonomy places the organism in Eukaryota, Metazoa, Chordata, Actinopteri, Lampriformes, Lampridae.
AGGACUCUCUCACACACGCACACACACACACAUACACACACAUACACACAGGGAGAGAAGAGGGAAUUUUGCUGUGCAUUGUUGAGACUUCUCUCAUGUGCUCCUCGGCGACUGCUCCGCUCCCACCAAAAGGAAAACUUUUCCCGCGGCAUUCACCCUCAGCUCUCUGGAUAUUGCUGCACUAGGAUGAAGAUGCGGGACUCUGUGGACUGGCAAGUGGGCAGCAGGCGCCAGGGUGGAAUACUUGUCUAGCCAGGCCGUGUUCCAUGUCACUGUCCACCCAUUGUGGUUUUACUCUCCAUUGAAGCAGGCAGCAGUAGCAACAUACUGGCCUCUCUCCUCACGGCUGCUUUAACUGGCUGUGCUGUUCAGGAUGUCACCCUUAACCAGUGCCUGUGGAGGUUAGAACUUGGCUCCAGUUAGGGGGAGAAGAGCUGCAAGCGUGCGGCGCAUAGAGUGCGUGUGUUUCUCGGAGGGUACAGAGAGGUGUGUGUUUUCUGGGAGUGUGGAGAGUUCGGGUUUUUUGAAUCUAAAGCGGGGAAUUGGGCUGUGAAAUUAGUGCCUUUUGCAAAGCCUUACUCCUGAGUGGCGUCAUGCUGAGCCUGCAGGAUUCAGUCUUCUUUGAGAUCAGCAUCAAGUCUCUGCUCAAGUCCUGGAGUGGCAGCUCCUCGGGACCAGUCAGCAGCAGCGUUAAUAGACGCCGUGCUCCCUCCUCGGUGACGCCCCUCUUGUGGGAGAAACGCAGCACUGCCGUCAUGUCCAGCAUCACCAUCGACCCCGAGCUCAAGCCCGGGGAGUUUGUCAUCAAGAGCCUGUUUGCAGAAUUUGCCGUGCUGGCUGAGAAGAAGAUCGAGGUGGUGAUGGCCGAGCCGCUGGAGAAACCUCUGUCCCGAUCUCUCCAAAGAGGGGAAGAUGCACAAUUUGAUCAGUUAAUAAGCUCUAUGAGCUCAAUAGCAGAACACUGUUUGCCCUCCCUGCUGCGCACACUGUUUGACUGGUACCGGCGGCAGAGUGGCACCGAGGAUGAGUCUUAUGAGUAUAGGCCUCGCUCCAGCACCAAGUCCAAAGGAGAUGAACAACACCGGGAUAAAGACUACCUAUUGGAGCGGAGGGACUUAGCCAUAGAUUUCAUUUUCUGUUUAGUUUCAGUGGAAGUUUUAAAACAGAUUCCUCUUCAUCCAGUGCCAGAUGCUUUAGUACAUGAAGUUCUGAAUCUGGCAUUCAAGCACUUUAAACACAAAGAGGGGUAUUCUGGCCCCAACACUGGCAAUGUGCACAUCAUCGCAGAUCUGUAUGCUGAGGUCAUUGGAGUUCUCACACAGUCAAAGUUUCAGGCAGUGAGGAAGAAGUUCAUCACAGAGCUGAAGGAGCUUAGACAGAAGGAGCAGAGCCCCUACGUGGUCCAAAGCAUCAUCAGCCUUAUCAUGGGCAUGAAGUUCUUCCGGGUUAAAAUGUACCCUGUGGAGGACUUUGAGGCCUCCUUUCAGUUCAUGCAGGAGUGUGCCCAGUAUUUCCUGGAGGUCAAGGACAAGGAUAUAAAACAUGCUCUGGCAGGUCUUUUUGUGGAGAUCCUCAUCCCUGUUGCUGCUGCGGUGAAGAAUGAAGUAAAUGUGCCAUGUCUGAAGAACUUUGUGGAGAUGCUGUACCAGACAACCUUUGACCUUAGCUCCAGGAAAAAGCAUUCUCUCGCUCUGUAUCCCCUGGUGACGUGCCUCCUCUGUGUCAGUCAGAAGCAGUUCUUCCUCAACAACUGGCACAUCUUCCUCCAGAACUGCCUCUCGCACCUGAAGAACAAAGACCCCAAAAUGUCUCGUGUGGCACUGGAGUCGCUGUACAGACUGCUCUGGGUCUACAUUAUCAGGAUUAAGUGUGAGAGCAACACUGUCACACAGAGUCGACUACUCAGCAUUGUUUCAGCACUUUUCCCUAAAGGCUCCCGCAGCGUUGUGCCCAGGGACACACCCCUAAACAUCUUCGUCAAGAUCAUCCAGUUCAUAGCUCAGGAAAGACUGGAUUUUGCUAUGAAGGAGAUCAUCUAUGACCUCCUGUGUGUGGGCAAAUCUCAUAAAACCUUUACCAUCAACCCAGAGAGGAUGAAUAUUGGUCUGCGGGCCUUCCUGGUGAUUGCUGACAGCCUACAGCAGAAAGAUGGGGAGCCCCCUAUGCCUACUACAGGGGUAAUCAUGCCCUCUGGUAACACCCUGCGGGUUAAAAAGAUCUUCCUCAACACCACACUCACUGAUGAAGAAGCCAAGGUCAUAGGUAUGUCACUAUACUACCCACAAGUCAGAAAAGCCUUAGAUAACAUCCUGCGCCAUCUGGACAAGGAGGUGGGCCGCUCCAUGAGUAUGACCAAUGUGCAGAUGUCCAAUAAGGAGCCAGAGGACAUGAUCACAGGAGAGAGGAAGCCGAAGAUCGACCUUUUCCGCACGUGCGUUGCAGCAAUCCCAAGACUGAUCCCAGAUGGCAUGAGCAGACAAGACCUUAUAGAGCUUCUGGCCAAACUGACCAUCCACAUGGACGAGGAGCUACGUGGCCUAGCCUUCACCACUUUGCAGGCCCUGAUGGUGGACUUCCCAGAGUGGCGUGAAGAUGUGUUAUCAGGUUUUGUCUACUUUAUUGUGCGAGAAGUGACAGACGUGCACUCCACACUGCUAGACAACGCUGUCAAGAUGCUGCUGCAGCUCAUCAGCCAGUGGAGGCUGGCAGUGCAAAGCAGCAACAAGAGCCAUGAUGCACAGGGCCCGGGGAGUGGUCAUUCUCUGUCCCUGGAGCGUACUCCCCUGAUGAGUGUGCUGCAUGUGGUGGAGGGGCUGGCACUGGUGGUGCUUUGCAGCUGUCGCCCUGGCACACGCAGGCUGGCUGUCAAUGUCCUCAGGGAGGUCCGUGCCCUGCACACGGCGCUGGGCAUGGCCAAGGGAGAUGAGGAGUUGGCCAUUGAUGUGAUGGAUAGAUUAAGUGCAUCUGUGUUGGAGAGCUUUAUCCAUCUCACAGGGGCCGACCAGACCAACCUGCUGUACUGUCCCAGUGGAAUUGACCUUCAGGCACUAGCAGAGUGGAGCUCAUCUCCCAUCAGCCACCAGUUCGAUGUAGUUAGCCCCUCUCACAUCUGGGUGUUUGCCCAUGUAACACAGGGCCAGGACCCCUGGGUCAUCAGCCUGUCCAGCUACCUUCGCCAGGAGCACUUGCCUAAGUACUGCCCAACCUCUCUCAACUACGCCUGGAUGUUUGCCUACACCCGACUGCAGCUACUGUCUCCACAAGUUGACAUCAACAGCCCCAUAAAUGCCAAGAAAGUGAACAGUCUUAGCAGCAGCAGUGACUCCUACAUUAGUCUCUGGAGAAACUACCUGAUUCUCUGCUGCAGCUCUGCCAACUCCUCUCCCUCCGCUUCUUCGUCCUCCUCCACCACCUCGGGCUCCGUCCGCUGCUCCCCGCCUGAGACGCUGGCGUCCACGCCGGACAGCGGCUACAGUUACGAUUCAAAGAUUGUUGGCACUCCGUCCCCUUCCUCCCUCUUCAAACAUGUUGUCCCAAUGAUGCGCUCUGAGAGCAUGGACAUCACAGAGUCUCUUGUACUGGGGCUUGGCAGGACCAACCCUGUGGCCUUCAGAGAGCUGAUAGAAGAGCUGAAUCCCAUUAUUAAAGAAGCUCUAGAAAGAAGACCUGAGAACAUGAAGCGACGCAGGCGUCGAGACAUCCUCAGGGUCCAGCUGGUCCGGAUAUUUGAGUUGCUGGCUGAUGCUGGAGUCAUCAGUCAGAUAGCUAGUGGUGGUCUGGAUGGGGAGAGCCACUCUCUGAACAGCACGCUGCUGGAGUAUGUUGAUCUGACCAGGCAGUUGCUGGAGGCCGAGAACGACAAGGACUCAGACACAUUACGGGACAUCCGCUGCCACUUCAGCGCCCUGGUGGCCAAUAUCAUUCAGAAUGUCCCAGUGCACCAGCGGAGGACCAUUUUUCCCCAGCAGUCUUUGCGACACAGUCUGUUCAUGCUUUUCAGCCACUGGGCAGGACCCUUCAGCAUCAUGUUUACCCCGCUGGACCGCUACAGUGACCGAAAUAUGCAGAUCAACCGCCAUCAGUACUGUGCACUCAAGGCCAUGUCUGCAGUGUUAUGUUGUGGACCAGUAGCUGACAACGUCGGCCUGUCCUCUGACGGCUACCUCUACAAGUGGCUUGACAACAUCCUGGACUCUCAGGACAGGAAGGUUCACCAGCUGGGCUGUGAGGCAGUGAUGCUGCUUCUGGAGCUGAACCCUGACCAGAGCAACCUCAUGUUCUGGGCUGUGGAUCGUUGCUACACUGGCUCCCGCCGCGUAGCUGCUGGCUGCUUCAGGGCCAUCGCUAAUGUCUUUCACAACAGGGAUUACCAGUUUGACACUGUGGUGCUGCUGAACCUGAUCCUGUUCAAGGCGGCUGAUUCAUCCAGGGAUAUCUAUGAGGUGGCCAUGCAGUUGCUGCAGAUCUUAGAGCCCAAGUUCUUCCGUUAUGCCCACAAACUGGAAAUCCAACGGACAGACGGGAUCCUGAUACCUCCCUCACCACUGCCACACCUCUACUCUGUGUCCUACUACCAGCUCUCUGAGGAGCUGGCCAGGACCUACCCAGAGCUUACCCUGCCCAUAUUCUCAGAAGUGAGCCAGCGUAUCCAAACGGCACACCCUGGUGGUCGCCAGGUGAUGCUACAUUAUCUGCUACCUUGGAUGAACAAUGUGGAGCUGGUGGACUUCAAGCCAUCAUCAGUGCGACGACCAGAGGAUCCCAGUGGUGGUGAAGAUGAGGAGGAUGCACACGAACGGGAGAUUAUGAUGGUCAACAGCCGACGCUGGCUCCGGGGAGAGGGCUGGGGCUCCCCUCAUGCCACGACCAUGGUGCUCAACAACCUCAUGUUUAUGACCGCUAAGUACGGGGAUGAGUUUGCUUGGUCGGAGAUAGAGAAUGUAUGGACCACAUUAGCAGACAGCUGGCCAAAGAACCUCAAAAUCAUUCUGCACUUCCUCAUCAGCAUGUCAGGAGUCAACAGUGAUCCCAGCCUCCUGCCCUACGUGAAGCGGGUGGUGGUCUACCUGGGCAGGGAUAAGACUAUGCAGCUGCUGGAGGAGUUAAUGUGUGAGCUGGAGUUGACGGAUCCUGUUAACUCAGCUGUCACCCACAUGGACAACCCUCCGUACUACCGUAUCACCUCCAGCUACAAAAUCCCCUCAGUCACCUCAGGAACAACCUCUAGCAGCAAUACCAUGGUGCCAGGAAGUGAUAGUCAUCACGAAAGCAAGGUCAAAGACUCCAACAUGGAAGACAGUUAUACCCACCUUGAUAUCUAUAGUGGUCUGAACAGUAACCUGAACCGACAGCACCACCGACUGGAGUCUCGCUACAGCAGCAGUUCAGGAGGCUCCUAUGAGGAGGAGAAGAGUGAUUCCAUGCCGCUAUAUGCUAACUGGCGUCUGAAAGUGAUGGACCACAAUCGGCCAGAGCCUCUCCCGUUCCCUCCCACAGGGGGCUGCUGGUCUCCUCUGGUGGACUACCUGCCAGAGACCAAUGCCCCCGCUGUACCGCUCCACAGGUGUAACAUUGCUGUCAUCUUGUUGACGGAUCUCAUUGUUGACCAUGGGGUCAAAGUAGAGUGGAGCGCCUACCUGCACCUCCUGCUGCAUGCCAUUUUUAUAGGAUUUGACCACCAACAUCCAGAGGUCUAUGAGCACUGCAAACGCCUGCUACUUCAUCUACUGGUUGUCCAGGGAGCCAAUAGCAGUGUCCAAUCCCUGGCUGCAGUGCUCCUGCGCAACAGAGAGUACAAUGACCCCAGAGUCCUGACUGUGAGGCCAGUAGCACAGGAGUUCAACCUGACAGGAGUGCAGGACAUUUUGCCAGAGUAUCAACCAUCACCCAUGACAGACUCUGGCCUGAGCUCCAGUUCAACCUCCUCCAGUAUCAGUCUGGGAGCAGGGGGAACCACGCUGCCCCACCUCACCCCAACACUCCUCAAUGAGGUAGACGUCAGCGCAGAGCAGGAUGAGAAGGUCAAAGCCCUCAUAGAGUUUGUAACCUCCAGGAAACGUGGUCCUCUUUGGAACCAUGAGGAUGUGUCUCCCAAGAAUCCCAACAUCAAAAGUGCAGACCACCUCAGUGUUUUCCUCAGACAUGUAGUGACAGUCUUUAAACAGUCACAGUCAGGCUUCCAACUGGAGUCACUGCUUAGCGAAGUAGCCCUACAAACUGCUCUGUCUUGCUCUUCUCGUCACUACGCUGGCCGGUCCUUCCAGAUCUUCAGGGCACUCAAACAACCCCUGACAGCUGGCACACUGUCGGACGUCCUCUCUCGGUUGGUGGAGACUGUAGGAGACCCAGGGGAGGAGGCUCAGGGCUUUGUAAUUGAACUAUUGCUGACGCUAGAGUCAGGCAUUGACACGCUAGCAGACACAGUCAAAAACUAUGACCUUCUCACUGCCAUAGCACAGACCCCUGCUCAAGACCACCUGUUGGGGCCAAAGUUUGCAGCCAAUAGGAAAAGCACAGGUCAACUAAACCUGAGCAGUGGCGGUCUUUUCCAUAAUGUCCACGGUCAUGCCCGCAGCAACUCACUCCGCGCUAGCCUGAUGGGAGAACGAAAAGCAGACAGGCGACGGAGCAACACCUUGGACAUAGCAGACCGACUCGGAGGGAGCCAUGGCAACCUGGCACGCACCCGGAGCUUGUCCUCGCUGCGGGAGGGUGGGGGAGGGGGUCCUGGAGGGGAGGCCAUCCCACCCGUGGAUCCCUCCAACCUUAUGGCCACAGUGUUCUGGAUUGCAGCCUCACUGCUGGAGUCAGACUAUGAGUUUGAGUACCUGCUGGCCCUGCGGUUGCUCAACAAGCUGCUUGGCCAGCUGCCUCUGGACCGGGCAGACAGCAGAGAGCGUCUGGAGAGGGUUCAGGCUAAGCUCAAGUGGUACAGCUUCCCUGGCCUGCUGCAGCUCUUCUUGAAGGGCUUCACCUCUGCCUCUACCCAGGAGCUUACCAUCCACCUUCUCAGCAAGCUCAUCAGUGUGUCCAGACAUACACUAGUCGACCCAUCUCAGUUGGCAGGUUUCCCUUUGAACAUUCUGUGCCUCCUGCCUCAUCUCAUCCAGCACUUUGACAGCCCCACCACUUUCUGUAAGGAGACAGCUGAUAAGAUAGCCAAGGUGUGUGCUGAUGAGAAGUCUGCCACGCUCUCUAACUUGGCCCACAUGAUGAGCCUGUACAGCACACACAGUUACUCCCGUGACUGCACCAAUUGGAUCAAUGUGGUCUGUCGCUACCUCCAUGAUGCAUUUGCAGAUAUCACCUUUAAUCUGGUCACCUACCUAGCAGAGUUGCUGGAGAAGGGACUUCCGGGUAUGCAACAGUCCUUGCUGCAGAUCAUUUAUAGUCUGCUGAGUCACAUUGAUCUGUCAGCAGCCCCUGUAAAACAGUUCAACUUGGAGAUCAUGAAGAUCAUUGGCAAAUAUGUUCAGAGCCCAUAUUGGAAGGAAGCCCAGAACAUUCUCAAGUUGGUGGUGUCCCGCUCAGCCAGCCUGGUUGUUCCAGACGAGGUCCAGCGCUCCUACAGUGCCGAAUCAUCUGGCUCACCAGAGAUUGCUUUCACACGCAUAUUCAACAACUCCUCUAAGGAGCUUCCUGGAAAGACACUGGACUUCCACUUUGACAUAUCAGAGACACCUAUCAUCGGGCACAAGUACGGGGACCAGCGUAGUGCAGCAGGGCGCAAUGGGAAGCCACAGGUGAUCGCUGUAACCAGGAGUACCUCCUCUACAUCAUCAGGCUCCAAUUCCAAUGGUUUGGUGCCAGUCAGCUGGAAGAGGCCUCAGCUCUCUCAGAGGAGAACCAGAGAGAAGCUGAUGAAUGUCCUAUCUUUAUGCGGCCCGGAGUCUGGCAUUCCUAAAAAUCCAUCCGUAAGACUCCUCUACUACUCUAAAGCCUCUGACAAGGUGGUGUUCUCAUCCAACGAGGACCUGGAUGCUGGGGACCAGCAGACCAGUCUGAUCCCCACGGUGGAGGAAGUGGUGAGAGAGGAGGAGGCUCAGGGGGAGGAUGCAGGCAGCGAGCAGCAGUUUGGUGUCUUCAAGGACUUUGACUUCCUGGACGUGGAGCUGGAGGAUGCUGAGGGAGAGAGCAUGGACAACUUCAACUGGGGUGUGCGUCGCCGCUCCCUGGACAGCAUGGACAAAGGGGACACUCCAUCUCUGCAGGAGUGUCAAUACACGGGCAGCACACCCAGCCUCAACCUCACCAACCAGGAGGACACGGACGAGUCAUCCGAGGAGGAGGUACUGAGCGCUAGCCAGAUUCUCACCCACUCCGGCCUCCUAAACAGUGACUCUGCCACAGAUGAUGCCACAUCCAACCAUGUGGACUCUCUGCAGCAGUCCCAGGAGUCAUCAAGCAGUGCCCUGACCGAGGAGGCUGCCGUCCUGCCCUCUCUUCCCCGUCUGGACAGCCCUGUCCUGGAGAUGGCGCACUCAGAUAGCACAAGCAGCCAGUUGCCUGAGGAUGCCGUGAGCAUGACUGCAGCCGACGAACUAAGCAGCAGCGUGAGUGAGGACACAGGGUUUUGCAGCGCUCCCGCUCUGCCCUCUGAUCCACCAGAGCUUUGUGACCUCCCAGAUGCCCAGGACCCCCAGGACGACCUGGAUCCGGCUCCCCCUCCCCCUCCAGCUAUAGACACCCCUCCAGGGUCCCUCUGUGAGGAAGAGUCCCCAACCGCUCUGCCUCUUCCCUUGCCACAAGUCCCAGACAGUCCCUGUGGCUCAGUAUGUGAGGAAGAUGUGACAUUGGCUCUGAAGGAGCUUGAUGAGCGAUGUGAAGAAGAGGAAGCCGACUUCUCUGGCAUGUCCAGUCAAGAUGAGGGUGACGCAGACUGCUUCCCAGAGAUCCAGGCCUCUCCACCCCCUUCGCCCUUCCUCUCUGCUAUCCUGGCAGCAUUCCAGCCUGUUACCUAUGAGAACGACGAAGAUGCCUGGCGUUGCCAUGUCAACCAGAUGCUGUCAGAUACAGACGGUUCCUCGGCUGUUUACACUUUCCACGUGUUCUCCCGACUCUUUCAGAACAUUCAGAGGAAGUUUGGUUCCAUUACACAUUCAUCUGUGCGCUUCCUUGGGGAGAAGCUACAGCGAAUGGGCAAUCAGUUUCUCAGCUCUCUGGAGGUCAUGACCUCACGCUCCCAGUGCCCCACUGUGCUGCUGGAUGCAGAAACGCUGGUCUCAUGUGGACUUCUGGAGACUCUGAAGUUUAGUGUGCUGGAGUUACAGGAACACCUUGACACAUACAACGGCAAGAGAGAAGCAGCGGAACAGUGGCUGGAGAACUGCAGGAAGACAUUUGGUGACAAAGACAGCAACCAACGACCCAACACUCAGGCCCAGCAAAUGGAGAAUCUAGCAGAGCUGGAGUUGUGUCGCAGGCUCUAUAAGUUGCACUUCCAGCUGCUGCUGCUCUUCCAGGCCUACUGUAAGCUGAUCAACAGGGUGGAUACCAUCAAGAGAGAGGCAGAGGUGACCAACAUGUCUGAGGAAUUGGCUAUCCUGGAGAGCUGUUUGAAAGAAGCAGAGUCAGGAAGUGAUGGAGAAGAGGAUGUGUGUAUAUCAGACUCUGCCCAGACCAGUACUGAGACAGCCAUCCAAUCACUGAUCGAAACACUUAGAGCUAGAGACUUCAGUUCUGCCCUAACACAGGUCAAAAUCUUCAGGUCCCUGUGGCCCAACGACAUCUUUGGCAAUGAGACAGAUGACGCGGUCCAGACCCUUCUGCACAUCUACUUCCGUCACCAAACGUUGGGCCAGACGGGCUGCCUGGCAGUGGUGGGCCCCAGUAGGGACCUGUCUCAGGCAAGCACCCGUCUCAUGGAACUCAACCUGCAGAUCCGUGAGGCAUUGAGUCAGGCCCAGGCCUGCCAGCCCCACACCACAAUGAUCAGCACUGGACUACCAAGCCAACUCGCAAAAUUCAGCUGCAAUAAGUCAUUUGGUGGUGCAUUUGUUAAUAAGAUCGGCUGAAAGAGGGGACGAGUGAGUAGCAAAGGAGGUAGUGGGAUGGAUGAUGUUAGUUAAAUGUUUUGGGAUAUUUUUUUUUUGUGGAAGUCAUCUAAUGGGCCUCCUGUACUGGCCAGAGUCCAGUGGCCCUGUCAGCCUUCAGCUUUGAGCUGUUCUUGAAGCAAGUAAGUCGUUCCUAAAGAAAAGCUGGAUGUGUGAGACAGUCCUGGCAAGAUUCAUAAGCAAACAUAAAAUCUAAUAAAAAAAAAAAUCAAAAGCAUGCUUGAAAGAGGAAAGCACUGCAAGAAUAUUUUUUUGAGAAAUGUAUUUUUUAUUAGAGCUAACAUCCUAGGUUGUAAAUGUUAGGAUAUUUAACAUGUAAUUGUAACCCUGGGGAGGCCGUUUCCUCUCAGGGAGUGUAAAAAGAGAAAUAUAUGUUUAUUGACCUGCUUUGAGAAGAGCGUUGCCUUCAACAGGUCCCCUCGCGAAACUCUAACCAAAUAAGUAGCUGCCUUUAGAGACUUUUGACUGUGUGUUAAUAUAUUGGAUAUUCUGGUAUACACACACAAAUGCAUAAUUGCACAUAGGUGCAGACUGGCUACGAAUCAUUAUGGAAACAAUAACUUAUUUUACUCUGUAUAUAUUUUAGAAAAUGUAUAGUUUAAAACCAGUAUUUUUCCCUUGUACUUUUGUGUAAUGCACUGUUAAUCCGAUUAGGAUGUAUGAAGCUAAUGUGAGAAGAGAAAAACCAAGACCAGUUAUGAGUCAUUAAUGAUCCGCUCCACCAUUGUAAUCCAGCCACAGACUUCGUUUCCCAAAGACUAGCUUGGUAGGUGGUUGUGGGGCAUCAGGGUUCAUUUGAAAUUCGCCAGUUCUCUACCAAUCGGAUAAUAGUGGGGGGCUCUUAAAUGGCUUCUCUCUCUCUCUCAUUAGACCACCACAGGCCAUCCAAGCUGAGUCCUAUGCAUUCCUUCUCUCCACUGUGAUCUCUCCGUUGGCCCUCCUUCCAACACACUGGCUCUGGUUAAAGCCCUGUGGGUUGUUUGUCCAUGUUUGCUGAAGCCCGUCACAAGGCUGUUCGCCUACCACCAUUUUGAUCCUGUGUUCCGAGGGGGAAACGGCUGCCAUCGAAGCUUCGCUAUGCUCGCUGAAAGGCACCGCUUGCUGCCAAAAUUGCAGGACGUGAACCGAGAUCUGAAUGCUUUGUGUAAAAACUUGUCAUGGCACAUUGUAACAAUCACUGUACUCAUUCCUCAGCUUCCCCCCCCCCCUGCUUGUCUGGUACAUUUGAAUGCUGUUCUUAAUUAUUUAAUGGAUAUUGUUUACCUGGAAGAGUUAUGUAGAGGUGCAUUACUUUUUUCUCAUUGUUCACUCACAUACCAGCCUUCUCUGGAUAAAUAAAAACCAAUCAUUAAGUAAAGCGUUUGUAGCUUUUGUUUGUAGCCAUUAGGAAUAAAAUGUUGCAGAUGAG